This is a messenger RNA of Penicillium waksmanii, 771 nucleotides long. RefSeq lists its product as uncharacterized. The record is from RefSeq and is a predicted model, not a curated record. Bases 1 to 771 code for a protein of 256 amino acids. NCBI's taxonomy places the organism in Eukaryota, Fungi, Ascomycota, Eurotiomycetes, Eurotiales, Aspergillaceae. The transcript has a single exon.
AUGCCCCCGAUCUCCUUUGGAGAGAACGCACCUGUGCCACGAUGGCGAUUUGCUUCUGAUACGACCAAGCCCGCCCAAGGCAAGGAUCUAGAAAAAGACCUUAUUCGAACUGUUGCAGGCAAAUCAAUUCUUGAGGGAGUGGCUUCAGGGAGUCAUCCAAGAUCUUUCGACUCCUCAAUUGGACUUGGUGGUUUGAAGUGGGUGUUUGACGUGGGGCUUCUAGCUGAUCCUCCCAAUCUGCUACAUGGGGAAAGGCUGUAUGAAGUGGCAUACAUUUGCCUCACGGAUGCAUUACAGAAUCCAAUCUCCCGAAUGCAAAUGAAGAGAGAGAUUGCCAACGGCCCUCUUUGGCCAAAAGUCUGCAACGUCGAGGAUCCAUUGCCGCCCCCUCCAAAGCGGCCAAAUACAAAUUUCUACACGGAGUUUCGAAAGGAUUACAGAGAUCCGAAGGCCCGGUGCGAGGAUGAUGAUUACAAACGUCCAGGUCCUAUUCCUCGAGCAAAGGGAUCGACUCCAGCUGGAGGAAAAGCGCCCACCUAUGCGGAUAGGUUAUUGUAUCACGAUAAAGGAGCGGAUGGUCCUUUACAUCAAGCAGACCCGCGAAAGAUUUUCGGAAUCGAAUCUGAUAGCUCUGAAGAUGAAGGCCGGAAAGAGGGCAAAAUUGCGAAGAUCGGUGAGUACAAGUGUGUUUGGCUUUGUGUAAUUCUACUCGUCCUCAGCAUGUUCCUCUGUCUUUUCUUGUAUUCAUUUGGAAUUAUCAAAGUGAUGUGA